Messenger RNA from Trichoderma virens Gv29-8, 2145 nucleotides. RefSeq lists its product as uncharacterized. The transcript has 5 exons. The record is from RefSeq and is a predicted model, not a curated record. NCBI's taxonomy places the organism in Eukaryota, Fungi, Ascomycota, Sordariomycetes, Hypocreales, Hypocreaceae. Bases 1 to 2145 code for a protein of 714 amino acids.
AUGCCUUUCCUUGCGGAGGAUUCCUGGAUCAAUGCCCAGGCAAGCACCUAUGACAUUGCCGAGCUCGAAGAUUGCGCCAUUGCCGUCGAUGCCUCCUAUUAUUUGAGUCUUCUUCUGGAUACCGAUCCGUCCCGCGAGCCCCUGCUCCCGGCACUUGGCGGUUUGACCGGCAUUCAGAUCCAUAUCCGGCAGAAUCUUGAUCUCUGGGACAAGCAUGGAAUUGUCCCCUUUUUCAUCUUUGAUGGCCAGUCCAUCAUUGGCCAAGAUGAUAUUACUCUUAAGCGGGGCCGGGCUGCGAACCAGAAGACGGACGAGGCAUGGGAUCUCUACUCGCAGACUGAAGCCGAGCAAGCUGUCGCUGCCUUUGGAGCUAACCAAGGUUCGCUACCCUCAAUGCCCCCUUGCGCCGCACGACCAAAUCUGACCAUGAUGAAGCUUGCCUACUUUGAGAUGAUCAACUCGGAACAAUGCUCUGGUGUCAUGGGCCCCCAAGAACUGCUGCUGUACCCCAUUCAGGAUUCCAUCAUUCGAAACAUGGACUGGGCCGCUGGAACAGUGACCGCCAUCUCAAAGAAGAGGGUCAUGCGCGCCCUCGGAGUUGGCGAGCCCAUGUUUGUCGACGCCAUGCUAAUGACGGGAACCUCGUUCCUCCCUCCGUUUCCCCCACUGCAAGACACAUCCAUGUAUCCGAACCCGUAUACCAUCAUGGAUGCCGUCAACAUCCUGCGGACGUCAGAGAAGACUGUAGCUAACGCCUGCGCAUCAUUCAACGAUAUCUUGCAGGCUCAUGAUCCUAACUGGCUGGACAAGUACCGCAAGGCCAGAAUGGCAGCCCAUCAUUUCAUCUACAUCUCCGAGAGCGGCGAAGUCAAGGUCAAUGAUUUUGAAAGGCUCACAAAAGACAAUCACGAAUAUCUUGGCCUGCAGAUGCCCGCAGAAUUGUUUCACUACCUCAACACGGGACUCAUCGGGCCUCGUAUCCUGAACGCUAUAACACACGGACAGAUUAUUGUCUUGCCAACCUUGGACGGUACUGCUUCGGACGAAUACAAGAAGCUGGUGACCAAUCAAAUCCUCCCGAUCAAAGAACAAGCGCUCGGUCUCGUUAUCCCCCGAGUUCACAGAGCAAUAGGUCACAAGGACAUCACCAUGAAGGUUUGGUUCGACCCGAAAUUCUCGUACACCUUGAAUCACCGUUCUGCUCAACCGCUACCUUCACAAUUGGUGGGGACCUGGGACGUCAAAGAGCAAGAUCUCCGUCGCUUCUUCCCUGCAGAUUUUGCUGGUCCGGUAUACUUGGAGGUGCUUGCGCUCGCAAACCAGGACUUUGUUGAGAAGACAAUUUCCAGAGAGAAGCCUAUCCGAGGUAUCGACAGCACUAAUAUGGUGGUGUCUGUCGCCAUCUGGCGCUUCCUCCAUCUCAGGGGAUAUGUUGAUGAUUCGCACAAGCUAACCAAGUGGGGAAAUGCUUUAGCGACCACUCUUAUUGCCAUCAAGGACACCAUGGAGGAUAGAGUGCCAUUUGUCGAAGAGGCUGCUUUGUUAGCGUUUGAGCUCUUGCGAUUCGGACUCUUGAGCGGCAAGUACCGUGAAGGUGCACCCGGCAUGCCGCGGAAGGGAACAGAUGACGAAAAGUCCAGCGUCAUCCUCAUUAGCCAGUGUGCUUCGUUGCUGAAGCUGAGGCAUAAAGUUUUUGGGUAUACCGGACCUCUAAACAAGAGCCUAUUGGGAUUCCGUGCACUGUCCACAACGGUACGCGAGGCCAAUCGCGACUUGAUUGAAGCGAUUGUUGCGUCCAUGUUCAUGUAUGGACAGUGUAAGCGCGAAAGGACUGACCAGCUCGAAAUCAGCCAAAAGCUACCUUUCUCGCAAGAGCCACAUAUCGGACUUGGCAUUGCUGUUCUGACCUUUUUGGACGAAGACGAAGUCGAAGAUGAUAAGGAGACACGAGCCGCUCGGCUAGAAGCAUUCCCAGCUGUUUUCGUUCCCCUAUCAGAGGCACUCCCAGAAGACUUCCGGACUGCCAUUGACUUUGUCAGUGCCCUCAACCAGGGCGUGCAGACGCUGAAUGACACCUCUCUCCCAGCCAAUGAGAAGUCUGCCUGGACAAAAGCUCAAGACUACAUCAACGCCCGACCAUUCUAA